Ectocarpus sp. CCAP 1310/34 is the source of this 269-nucleotide messenger RNA. NCBI's taxonomy places the organism in Eukaryota, Phaeophyceae, Ectocarpales, Ectocarpaceae. The record is from the annotation of a GenBank genome assembly.
GUGUAAUCCUGGGGGGAUCACUAAAUCCAUCUUGUAGAGCCCUCUUCCCCUACCAGUGCGUGUAGUAUAUGGGGAAGAGUCUUCAACAGCGAUUGGCAUGUGGCAUUCGCGUAAUGUCUUUAACAGCACGCGAACCAUCCUAUUGUGCAGGAAGGUUGAGGCGCCGGUCUUCGCGCAGACCAGGGAAUGGGGUCGGCUCAACCGUUCCAUACACGGUGACAAUGCACCUGCGCUGCAAAGUCUGCCUGUAUCUUCGUGUGUGUGUGUAG